AUGGACAGUGGUGUGGCAAGCGGUACUGAAUUUUGUGGUCCUGAAUCUGCACCCAUCACUGAUCCCACAUUUUGGGUUUUUAACAUUUGGAAUCCAGCGCUUUCGUCCACAACAACAACAACUACAACACCAUUUACAACUGUCACGGUCACUACAAAGCCAACAUCGACAACAAGUAUCAACACAUUAGUAAAAUUUCUUCUCACUUCUACUCAUCUAUACUCAUGA
Messenger RNA from Adineta ricciae, 228 nucleotides. NCBI's taxonomy places the organism in Eukaryota, Metazoa, Rotifera, Eurotatoria, Adinetida, Adinetidae. The record is from the annotation of a GenBank genome assembly.